CUCCUCCUCCUCCUGCCUGGCUAACAGACGUAUCUGACACUAACAGCAGCUGCAGCAUCAACAUGAUUUAAAGUCUCAGCGUUCGCUUCAGAAAAUUCUUCUUUGGUUACUGGGAGGUCAGACAAGGAGGGCUGUUGCAGUCGCUUGUCAAACAGAUCAGUCGUCUUUUCUUCUGCUGCUGUGAACAUGGAGCUGCAGAGAUCUGAGCGAAUCAGCUGGGAGGACGAAGGGGCGGAGUUAAUGCUGGUGGAGGACGGCGACUACGAGUCGUCCGUCUCUCAGGAGAAACAGGACACGCUGACGGGAAACACUGACCAUCCAAUCAGCAUCAAGACUGAUAAAUCUGGUCGUCUUGUCUUGGAGACUCCUGCUGAUCUGCAGAAUCUUCUGCUUCUGAGGAAGACCAAGAGAGAGCAGAAAGCUGCUGUCAGGAAACCUGCUGCUCCCCCUGCUGUCCAGACAGUGCCAUAUUACGUGGACGAAGACGACUUCUUCAAGGCCUGUGAUCAGAAGCAGCUGCUGGUGAUUGACAGGUACCUGUCGACAGGUGGAGAUGUCAACGCCUACGACGCGUUUGAGCGCACAGGUCUGCACAGAGCAUGCUCACAGGGUCACGCCGAGGUUGUCACUAAACUGAUGGAGGCCGGCGCUGACAUCCAACACAGAGACAAGCUGUGGUCCACUUGUGUCCACUCGGCCUGUCGUGGAGGACAUCUGUCUGUCCUCAAACUGCUGAUGAACCGAGGAGCUGACAUCACUGCAAGAGACAAGCUGGAUAGCACUCCUCUUCAUGUCUCUGUGAGGACCGGACAUCACGACUGUGUUGAACAUCUGAUUCACUGUGGAGCUGAACUGAACACACAGGACAGGGAGGGAGACACACCUCUUCACGACGCUGUUCGUCUCAACAGGUCGAGGAUCAUCCAGCUGUUGUUGCUGCAUGGAGCCAACACACACCUGACCAACCAGGAUGGGCGUCGUCCUCUUGAUGAGGCGUUGGAGUGGCAGAAUGAAGCAAAGACUCUGAUUGAGCAGAACAACAGGAAGUGAUGUCACUGGCAGACUGACAGUGUUGCCGAUUGACCAAUCACAGCUCUCCUUUCUCCUGAUUGGUGAUGUGAUGAACAUGUGACGUCACAGUCCAUCAGUCCUCCAACUUCUUUCCUCUUCUUUGUUUUUUAUUGAAUGUUGAAAUCUUUAAACUUUAUUCAAACACUGAUGUCAUCAAUGACAUCAUUAAAUGUUAAUCUGAUUCAGACUAAUAAAGUUUUCUUUGUC
Molecule: messenger RNA, 1278 nt
Organism: Larimichthys crocea (large yellow croaker)
Lineage: Eukaryota; Metazoa; Chordata; Actinopteri; Sciaenidae
Product: ankyrin repeat domain-containing protein 1
Exons: 11
Coding region: 187-1050 (287 amino acids)
Biological process (GO): protein K6-linked ubiquitination; regulation of transcription by RNA polymerase II
Cellular component (GO): BRCA1-BARD1 complex; BRCA1-A complex; nucleus
Molecular function (GO): RNA polymerase II-specific DNA-binding transcription factor binding; ubiquitin-protein transferase activity
Source: RefSeq, a predicted model, not a curated record